Salvia hispanica is the source of this 752-nucleotide messenger RNA. RefSeq names its product cyclin-U2-2-like. NCBI's taxonomy places the organism in Eukaryota, Viridiplantae, Streptophyta, Magnoliopsida, Lamiales, Lamiaceae. The record is from RefSeq and is a predicted model, not a curated record. Gene Ontology annotation, molecular function: protein kinase binding. Gene Ontology annotation, biological process: regulation of cyclin-dependent protein serine/threonine kinase activity.
AACCUCACACAUUCAUUCCACCACUUAAAUUAAAACCAUGGCCCUAAUAUCACCAAGAACAUUGAGACAUGAUCUCUACUCAUACUCCUACCAAGAACACUCAAAAACCCCAUCAGUCAUCUCCGUCCUCGCCUCGUUAAUCGAGAGAACCCUAGCCAGGAACGCCAGAGUCAAAACCAAAACCAAAACCAAAACCAGUGUUUUCGAUUGCAUUGAAACGCCAGACAUGACCGUGCAAUCCUAUCUCGAGAGAAUAUUCCGUUACACCAAGGCGGGCCCCUCCGUUUACGUGGUGGCCUACAUCUACAUCGACCGAUUGUGCCACCUCCACCCGGACUUCCGCCUCGGCCCUGCCAAUGUGCACCGCCUCCUCAUCACCACCAUCAUGCUCGCAUCCAAAUAUGUCGAGGAUAAGAAUUAUAGAAAUUCAUACUUUGCUAGGGUUGGUGGGUUAACAACGGAGCAAAUGAAUAAAUUGGAGGUUGAAUUUCUGUUUAUGAUGAAGUUCAAAAUGCACGUGAAUGUGAGUGUUUAUGAGAGCUAUUGCAGCCAUCUAGAGAGAGAAGUGAGCAGCGGAGGAGGCUAUCAGAUUGAGAGAACUUUGAGGUGUGCGAUUGAGAUUAAAUCUAAGCAGAGAUUUAACAGUAAAAAUAAUGAUAAUGAUCAUCGUCUUUUCCUCUGAUUUUCAUUUUUUUUCUCGAUGCCAAAAUGUAUAGAAAUUUAUAUAUAUAAUGGAAAAUCAUUUUUUUUUC